Messenger RNA from Coregonus sp. 'balchen', 10443 nucleotides. The record is from the annotation of a GenBank genome assembly. NCBI's taxonomy places the organism in Eukaryota, Metazoa, Chordata, Actinopteri, Salmoniformes, Salmonidae.
AUGAAGAUGAUGAAGAAGGCAUCUUCAGAGGCCUGGUAUGUGCAUGGAGUGAUGAGAUGUCUGUCUAGCCAUUUACAUUUAGGAUCAUCAUUUUGUAAAUGUUUAUCACAUUUGUGUCUGCAUAAACAACUUUGCUUCCAGGUCCCCUACUGAUGGAGACAAGCACAAACAAAAUGGACCACAGGUAUAGUGUAAAGACCUCUUGUGCAUUACAGACCCUUCUACUGUAUUCUUCUUGGUCUGAUUGUCUGUCAGGUUGUGAGAUGUAAAAGAUGUAGUACUGUUAUCCCCUCUGUCCCGUCCCUUGUGUUGUGUAGCUGACUGCUGGCUGCGGGUGCACCAAGAGUGGCUCCCCAGAGGAGGGGGAGAAGAGGAACCAGGGACGUGUGGAGGACCAGAUCAACGAGGAGCACCUUCAACGCAUUGAGGCCAUGUUCCAUGAGGCAGACACCGACGGGGGGGGAGGUACAUAGAUUUCGUGCCUCUCAUCCACAGCCCAUCCUCUCCCAUUGAUCCAGUUCUGAUAGAGACGUCCACUAGCUGGAUGUCUCUAUCUCUGUCUAUAUGCGGUAGCAAUUAGCCUGGAGACAAGGGUACCGUUCUAAUGUCUCGCACACCUCAUGAAAGCCUCUUGACUCUAUAGCAGUGCCAUCUCUGUGCUCAUUUUCAACACCGUCUGAAGACGUGGCAUGAUCAGAAAUACAACCAUGGAUCAACACUAUAUUCUAAUGAGCCUCUUUUCUCCUGUCUUCCUCUGAAAGGAUUGGAUAUGGAAGAGUUUCGUGAGGCGAUCAAAAAGAUCAUGGGUGACAUUGAUGAUGAAGAUGUGGACAUUAUCUUCAUGAAGGUGGACACCAACUGUGACGGUGGUGUGGACUGGGUGGGUGUCUGUCUGUCUGGCCAAGCUGGUAGUUUUGAGGACAGUAGACAAAGGCUUUUUAUGUUUAUUUUAUUGCUCAGGGGUUAAUGGGUACACGAUGGGGAGUAAUUGGGAUUAGGGGGAUAAAAAGAGUCAUUCCAUCCUUCCUUAGGCUUUUUACAUGCUUGAGUGGGUGUGUCCCAAAGAGCGCCACGCGUCUCUCACAGACAGUAAGCCCCCUCUGACUCAAACCCCCAGCUGGCCAUCCCAAACCAUUUUUUAUGAUGAUCCCUCCCCUGUUACUAGACAGAGGGUCAGACCAGGGAUGUCUGUGUGCUGAGACACAGAGGUUGACUGUGGUGGAAAUCUCCUAUCCGGAAUGCCUGAAGUAUGAACAACACACACACUGAUACAGGCCAGACUUCUACUAGACAAAACUGAAAUGCAACAUCCACAGGGGGCAGACCACUCCAGAGGGAGAAAGGACUUAUUUGAAUAACACAUGAUCUCAUUGUUUUUGUUUCAAAUGGAGUUGUGUAUGAUUCUUCAUUUCUCACCGAUGGUUUUACUAUAUUUUCUCCCUAUAUGUAUACAUCCACAGGCAUCUUGCUCAUGAAACCCAUGGAUCAUUAGACUUUUUGGCAAACCUCUAUGCUCACAAGCAGCAAGCAACAUUUAUAACUCUACUUUUCUCCACGUACAUGUUGGCUGCAUCCAAAAUGAAGGCGAAAGAAAUGCACCCCUGCUCAGAAGAGGUGCUGGCUAGCGGAGUAGAACACUUGAAAAAGAAAAGCGGAGCCGCACAUUCAACGUAGAGUUUGAUCUGAAGCCAUUCUUGUGAUUAUUCUGUUUUUGCUAUCCAGUAUAAAUAAUAUUUGUAGGCUUAUGUAGCCAAUUUGUAUUUAUAAUCGCACGUUAUCCAUUCAUGACUUUUAUGUCUAUUUACAUCUGUAAAUCAACCAAUGAAAUCAGGCCACAGCCAGCUAUGAUUACAGACACCUGUGUGUCCCCUUUCAAAAUAUAUAAACUAGUGACCUGCAGUGUUUGUCAUUAUACUCUGAUGAAGACAGCUUUGCUGUCGAAACGUUGGUUAUAAAAUGAUUGCAUCUUUCUUUUUCAUGCAUCCAAAAUGACACACUAUUCCCUACUCUCUAUAUCGCACGUGGGAAAUAGAGUGCCAUUUCUGAUUCGCCCUUGGACAUACAGUAGCUCAUGAUGUGUGCCUGCCUGUCUGCCUGUAGGAUGAGUAUCUAAACUACAUGCUGCUGGAGUACAGAGAGAAGGACUCCCUACAGAAGCAGAACCGUCCCCUCUACUUCCCCAAACCUCUAAAGAUCGUCCCUGUGUAAGUGCUCUAUCACUUGGGUCCUAUUCAUUACGGCACACUGUAGCAAAAUGGUUUGCAAUGGAAAACAAAAACAAGCAUUUCUUAUUGGACAAGUCCAAGCAGUCCCUCUGUUUCAGUCCAUGAUUUCAACCCUGGGUUAGGUGUGUUGUCAUGGUACGGUGCCAUGCCUGGGAGACCGGAGAAAGAUUGGAUGCUAUUGCUGUAUGUGAGACAAAAGAGAGAUGGCUUUCAGAUAGACAUGGAUGGUUCCCAUUAUGGUUGGCUAUAACAUGAUGGCUAGGACAACUACUCCCCAUUGUAUGUAUGUGGAAAGUGUGAAAGAGAUUAUUUGCAUCUAACAGCGCCUUUGUAGUUUCACAUGUAAAUUAUUCAAAGGGUCCAAGGAUUUUGGCCAUGAAUCUCCCAAGUACUUUCUAACCCCCACUUAUUACACCCACUGCCUUUGCAUUCUUCUAUUCUCUCUCUCUCUCUGUCUGUGUGGGGUUGCGUGUGUGUGUGUCUGGUGUGGGCAUGCAGGCAUCCCCCUGUCUGUGUCAGUGACUCAUGUCUGUGGAUGACACAGCACUGCUACUCUCCUUACUCACGGUGUAAUGGCAGUAGAUCAUUCAGUGUAUCUGUCUGAGAUCACCGGCAUCCAGUCCUCCUGGGGUCUAUUUUCUGACUAUAGGAGACAUGGAUACAGGCAGUCUAUAAAUAUUAACAGAGAAUGGCUAAGAUAAUGUAAUUUAAUGGAAUCGUUGGAGAAUAGGUCUUUAGAAAUAUUGCAGCUUGCCACAUUUUCUCAUGUACGGUAUUUGACAAACAAAAUACUCUAAAUCCUAAAUGUCCAACACAAUCCACACACAGGUUUUGUUCUUUGACUGAUGUCUUGGUGGUUUGUGAGGUCUGUGUGGUUUCUCUGUCUGGUUCUCUGCAGUGCCCACUGUGAGCCCAUCGUCCGGCUACAGUUUUACCCCUUCCAGACCCCCCAGGCAGAGAAGAACGGGGGGCAGGGCAGGGCCGUGCCCAAAACCCGCGUCCAAUUGGGACGCUACUUGUCCAUCAGCCGAGACGGUAUCCUCAACUACUGGAGCGAGAGGUUCAAACUGACACGCACUGUCAACGUGAGUGUGUGUGCCUUUGUGUGCACGCGACUGUGUGUGUGCAAGUGCGAAUUUAUGUGUGUGCGUGCACUUAAAACACCAGAGCACUUCCCUUCAGAGGUUAGACUUAGGAGAGAGGAAUUCAGUGCAUUGCAUGGUAGGAUGAAAAUAUUAACUGAGUCAAUGCUGCUCUUCCAUAGAGAAGGAUGGAUGUCCUGUCACCACCACAAUGACUCAUCCAUGGAAAUAAAGUAGACACCUGCCAUAGCAAUAAAUCAGACAGGUGUAGUUCAGCUCCACGGGGACAGGGGGCGCCACACAUCACCUGCCUGAUUGGGCGGGCCACUGUCGACACAGUUGUCAGGCGGAUUGCCUCGAGUCUCUCCAUGGGCUCUCAGUUUUAAUACCUCUGUGCUUCUGUAAAGCCUGACCAAGAUUAUCAACAUCUCAUAUCUCAAUAUCUCUAAAACCUCUGAAACUCAUUGGAUGCUAUCUCAGUAAUGUGAUCUAGAAGACCUAUGCGCCAGGCAGGUGUCUUACUUAAACCUUAUUAAAUGGGAUUAGUGGUCUAUAUACACAAGAGUAUACAAAAUAUUAAGAACACCUGCUCUUUCCAUGACAUAGAUUAUCCAGGUGAAGGCUAUGAUCCCUUAUUGAUGUCACUUGUUAAAUCGACUUCAAUCAGUGUAGAUGAAGGGGAGGAGUCGGAUUAAAGAAGGAUUUUUAAGCCUUGAGACAAUUGAGACAUGGAUUGUGUAUGUGUGCCAUUGAGGGUGAAUGGGCAAAACAAAAUAUUUAACUGCCUUUGAACGGGGUAUGGUAGUUGGAAGUCGGAAGUUUACAUACAUCUUAGCCAAAUACAUUUAAACUCAGUUUUUCACAAUCCCUGACAUUUGAUUCUAGUAAAAAUUCCCUGUCUUAGGUAAGUUAGGAUCGCCACUUUAUUUUAAGAACGUGGAAUGUCAGAAUAAUAGUAGAGAUAAUUAUUUAUUUCAGCUUUUAUUUAUUUCAAUCACAUUCCCAGUGGGUCAGACGUUUACAUACACUCAAUUAGUAUUUGGUAACAUUGCCUUUAAAUUGUUUAACUUGGGUCAAACGUUUCGGGUAGCCUUCCACAAGCUUCCCACAAUAAGUUGGGUGAAUUUUGGCCCAUUCCUCCUGACAGAGCAGGUGUAACUGAGUCAGGUUUGUAGGCCUCCUUGCUCGCACACGCUUUUUCAGUUCUGCCCACACAUUUUCUAUAGGCUUGAGGUUAGGGCUUUGUGAUGGCCACUCCAAUAACUUGACUUUGUUGUCCUUAAGCCAUUUUGCCACAACUUUGGAAGUAUGCUUGGGGUCAUUGUCCAUUUGGAAGACCCAUUUGCGACCAAGCUUUAACUUCCUGACUGAUGUCUUGAGAUGUUGCUUCAAUAUAUCCACAUAAUUUUCCUUCCUCAUGAUGCCAUCUAUUUUGUGAAGUGCACCAGUCCCUCCUGCAGCAAAGCACCCCCACAGCAUGAUGCUGCCACCCCCGUGCUUCACGGUUGGGCUGGUGUUCUUCGGCUUGCAAGUGCCCCCUUUUUCCUCCAAACAUAACGAUGGUCAUUAUGGCCAAACAGUUAUAUUUUUGUUUCAUCAGACCAGAGGACAUUUCUCCAAAAAGUACGAUCUUUGUCCCCAUGUGCAGUUGCAAACCGUAGUCUGGCUUUUUUAUGGCGGUUUUGGAGCAGUGGCUUCUUCCUUGCUGAGCGGCCUUUCAGGUUAUGUCGAUAUAGGACUCGUUUUACUGUGGAUAUAGAUACUUUUGUACCUGUUUCCUCCAGCAUCUUCACAAGGUCCUUUGCUGUUGUUCUGGGAUUGAUUUGCACUUUUCGCACCAAAGUACGUUAAUCUCUAGGAGACAAAACACGUCUCCUUCCUGAGCGGUACGAUGGCUGCGUGGUCCCAUGGUGUUUAUACUUGCGUACAAUUGUUUGUACAGAUGCACGUGGUACCUUCAGGCGUUUGGAAAUUGCUCCCAAGGAUGAACCAGACUUGUGGAGGUCUACAAUUUGUUUUGAUUUUCCCAUGAUGCCUAACAGGUCCUCAACUAGCAGCUUGAUUAAAUAGUACCCACAAAACACCAGUCUCAACGUCAACAGUGAAGAGGCGACUCCGGGAUGCUGACCUUCUAGGCAGAGUUGCAAAGAAAAAGCCAUAUCUCAGCCUGGCCAAUAAAAAUAAAAGAUGGGCAGCCUUAGAUAUGGCUUUUUCUUUGCAACUUAUUAGGAUUUAGUUAAUUUGUGGAAUUUCUUUCCUUCUUAAUGCAUUUGAGCUAAUCAGUUGUGUUGUGACAAGGUAGGGGUGGUAUACAGAAGAUAGCCCUAUUUGGUAAAAUACCAAGUCCAUAUUAUGGCAAGAACAGCUCAAAUAAGCAAAGAGAAACGACAGUCCAACAUUACUUUAAGACAUGAAGGUCAGUCAAUCCGGAAAAUGUUUCUUCAAGUGCAGUCGCAAAAACCAUCAAGCGCUAUGAUGAAACUGGCUCUCACGAGGACUGCCACAGGAAAGGAAGUUAAUUAGAGUUAACUGCACCUCAGAUUGCAGCCCAAGUAAAUGCUUCACAGAGUUCAAGUAACAGACACAUCUCAACGUCAACUGUGUCCCAAAUCAUAAUGAGUUAAUUGUUACAUGAUUAAUUGAAUUGAGUAACAAUUAAACAUAGUUAGUUGAUUCGAUAAAUAACAGUCAUCAUAUUAAUGAGAGUCACGUCACGACACAGCCAACAAGUGCUCAGCAUAUGUGGGAACUCCUUCAAGACUGUUGGAAAAGCGUUCCUCAUUAAGCUGGAUGAGAUAAUGCCAAGAGUGUGCAAAGCUGUCAUCAAGGCAAAGGGUGGCUACUUUGAAGAAUCUCAGCUAUAAACAAUAUUUUGAUUUGUGUAACACUUUUUUGGUUACUACAUGAUUCUAUAUGUGUUAUUUCAUAGCUUUGAUGUCUUCACUAUUAUUCUACAAUGUAGAAAAUAGUAAAAAUAAAGAAAAACCCUUGAAUGAGUAGGUGUGUCCAAACUUUUGAAUUAUACUGAAUAUAUGUAUGUAUGUGUGGUUCUAGGGGUCUACUGACCUUUGACCUUCCUCCUCUGUCUGUCCUCCAUCAGUUGGACCAGCUGAAACGAGCCCCACCCUCCACCUCCAUUCAGCAAAUCUGGGUAACCGACAUGAUCUGCUUGAGCAACCUUAACCUCCUGGCUAUUUCCUCCACCGGACGAGACGUUGGUGUGUGUAUGCAUGUGUGGAGCCUGCAGCAAGUGUGUGUUUUGAAGUGUGUCUGUAAGAAUUGUAUGUAACCCUGAAUAAAACCAUGAACCAAAUCAGACCAGAUUUGGUAGUAGCAAUUUAACAUCCCUUGCUUUCACUUUGAAUAGCUUUAGACAUUAUUUUACGUGUUUCUCUGUGUUUUUAUGCCUGUCUGUGUGUUAGAGUUCUAUGACAUCAGCGCCAGCAAGUGUGACAUUGUAUUCUCUCUGACUGGACUGGAGGGCUACGUGGUCGUCAUGGAUUACUGGUAGGGCAUUGGCUAGUGCAUUAGAUUACCAGGCAUUAGCUAGUCUAGUGAAUCAUGUUACUGAUAGGGCAUUGGCUAGGACUUUAAAUUACUGGUAUGGUAUUGGCUAUAGGGCAUAACACAUAUUUAGAUAAAACAUCAGAUCAGUCGAAGGGAGGAUCUGUUAAUGAUAACAAUGCAUUUUGUUGUGUAAGGCUCAUUUCCCACACUGUCUGUCUGUCUGUCCAGGUCAGAUGGAACCAAAGCAGUGUUUUCGAUAGGGGACAUUGAGGGUUAUGUGUCUGUCUUCAUCUCCAGUGAUGUGCUCCAGUAUGGGCUGUUCAACAGCGGGGCCUUCAAGUCUGGUACUAACCCUCCCUUCAAUGUACAUGAUCAAACCCUUCCCUUCACCUUAUGAUGGUUCUCAGCUAGUUGGUUGGUGGAUGGUUACCCUCUCUCUCUCUCUCUCUGUCUCAGGGGGGAAUUGCCGCAUCCCUGUCCCAGCUCUGCUGAAGAACACCUCCAAGUAUUUUCUGUGUUUCAAAGUGGUAAGUAGUGCUUUCAAAAAGGCAAUUAUUCUGGUCAGUCUAAGAGCAGGUAUCUGUGCCUGGUUUUGUUACAGCCCAGCAGUAACACUUGAUUCAAAUAUUCAACUAAUCAAGGUCUUCACUUUACAAUUAGCUAAAUUAGGGUCUGUUACUGCAGGUUUGGAAGAAGGCCUACCCACCAGUAGAUCUUUAGGACUGGAGUAAAGAUUUAGGUGGACAGUGACCCUCUAUACUGCUCCACAGAGUCUAGCAGAGAUGUUGUAAAGGAUUUAAUGAAAACAACGUUAAUGAUAAGGUCUCUAUUUUUAUAAUUGUCAACACAGUUUUACAUCUCCUUUGUGAGCGAAACCAUUUUGGGCUCUUUGUUCGCCUGUUGGAGAGGAAGGAAAAAGAAUAGAGGUGACAAAAGAAGGGGAUGACAACAGCAUUGUGAGAGAUGGAGAGGAGGAUGGGGUGAAGGAGAGAGAGUUUCUCUACCUCGGUGAUGGAUCAGUCUCUGUCUCAAAGGGACUGUCCCAUUACCCAUCUGUGACCUUGAGGAUGUAUCCUGUAUCACUGACUAAUAUAUACUAAUCAGGUCGAAGAUGAUAGUCUGCCUGUCAGGAGGGAGCCCUGGGCCGGAAGAUGGACUGAUUGACUGCAGUAGACCACAUGCACCUUCAUUUCCCUCUCAGCAGCCUUUAUUACACUACUCUAUUGCCUAUUUAUUACGUUGGUCUUGAUUUCUUAUUUCUUUCUCCUUUUUUCAGUAUCCCACUCAUGUUGUAGUUUUUUUCACAUUAUUACGGUAUCUCUUCUUAUCAUGCCUCUGUGCCGCUCCCCCCCCCCCCCCCCCCCCCCCCCCCCCCCCCCGCCUCCCAGGCCCUGCACAAUAACUGGUGCCAUCAGAUCCGCUUCCUACCUGAGUUAAACGCUGUCGCCACCUGCUGUGCCUCUGACCAAACUUCCAUGGUGCUCACCACUGUGCCCCACUCUCAGAAGGCUAAAAUCCAGUAUGUUCCCCCUGCCCUGCCAUGUACACAUAGUGGUCCAGGAACUCUCUAUUUUACCUUAUUCCACUCACACAUCUCUGUAUCUCCAUAGACCGUACAGAGGAACAGGGCCCAUAUUCACAAAGUGUUUUUGAGUGCUGAUCUAGGACCAGGUGCCCUUUAAAAGUCCUACUUUAAGACACUGAAUAAUUGCCCUGAUUGUUACAGUAGCAUUUUGUCCAUUUUCACUAAAGUACUAAAUGUUUAGAUAGUACGUUUAGGAAUACAAUUAGUUUCCAAAAGUGACUGUAUGCUUUCUCCUCCAUCACAGCAACUCAUGCUUUCAGCUGAGGAAAGGAAUCCUCUGCUUUGACUACUCUCCCGAGUUUAACAUUCUGGGUAAGAGAUUGAUUAGGAUGAAUCCUCUUUCACAAAAGUGUAAUAAUAAGGCAAUUUGCAAUUGGGUGAUGUUCGUGCAAAAAUAUCAGCAGUUUUCUUUCACCUCCUGCACAUUUUUACCAUCAUAUCUUUACUUUGUGUGUGUAAAUAAAUUAAUAACAAAGUUAAAAGAAGGGUUGUGUUUUGAAUGUAAAUGAAUCCCUGUCAUAGUGACUGGAGGCUUUGACCGCAUUGUGAGGAUCUGGAACCCGUACGUGAACAACUGUGCCACCUCUCAGAUGAAGGGCCACUCCACAGCCAUCACACACAUCGUGGUCAACAGCAGCGACAACAAGAUCAUUAGCAUCUCCAAGGACAAGGUCUGUCUGGGGACAAACCUGAUCUACGGUCUCUGGUUACUCAGUCAUCAGAAUUACUUGAAAUCAUGUUAUGAGAAAUGUGAUGAGCAAGAACUGCCAUGCAUGAAUGGAAGAGAAUCACUUUGCUUGAUUUCACGCAUAUGAUCACACAAUAUAUGCUUUCUUUCCUGUCUCUCUCUCUCUCUCUCGCUCUGUCUCUCUCUGUGUCUCUCUCUUUGUCUCUCUCUCUCUCUGUGUGUCUCUCUCUCUGUGUCUCUCUCUGUGUCUCUCUCUCUCUCUCUCUCUCUCUCUCCUCUCUCUCUCUCUCUCUCUCUCUCUCUGUGUCUCUCGUCUCAGAAUGUGCGUGUGUGGGACCUGCAGGACUGUGCCUGUCUCCAGAACAUCCACUCCAGGAAUGUGACCAUGAGUCGCUUCCCAAUCUCCAGUUUCCACUACAACAGAGACACCAACACCCUGGUGCUGGCCACCUUCCUGGUAGGCUCCCCAUCUUGUUCAUUCACAUACUGUAGGACACAUAAAAGGGGACUGAUUGAGUAAUCAAGGCCCUAGGGAGAUUAGCGGUGGCUAAGUGGUCUGCUAAUGGGCAUCGAGGAAGCCAUGCAAAUGCAAUUUAUCAUCUCACACAAACAUGUGAAAACUACUCUUGCAUCAACAGCUAUGUUUUUUUUGCCUAUUAUAACGGCAAUCUUUGUGUGCAGAUAGGGGUUCUACAUGGAGUGGUGGAUGAUGUGGAUACACUUCACAAGCUACAGACAUCACAUGAGCAGCCCCUGUGUACAGCUCUCUAUAACACCAACUUCAAACAGGUGUGUUGUUGGGUAUACUCUAAAACACCAGGUGGAUGGAUGAAAGAAUGAAUGAACGAACAAACGCCUCGUUCAACACAAGGUGAGGAAAAAGAAAGAAAACAAACAUUCUGUCCCAUUUGAACCUCAAUAUGCCUUCCUUCCUUCCCUCUGUCCCAGGUAGUGAGUGGCUGUCAUAACGGCGUGGUGAGCGUGUGGGAAAUCCUGACGGGGGAGAAGAUCAUGCAGUUCCAGACGUCCCCGGAGAAGGCGGUGGAGGUGACGGCCAUGACAUUCGACGGGCCCAAGCGCCGCCUCAUCACGGGGUCCAAGGACGGCACCCUGCGCCUGUGGAACUUCAACAACGGAGCGCUGCUAGCUACACUCCCCAUACUGAAUGAUAACGAGGUAGAAGUUACCCCUAACUACAGAUCAGGGAUCAGUAUAUAGCCUACCUUCAUUCAGCCUUAUCCAAUAGGGGGAUAAGAAACUCUGACCCUGAUCUUUUUCCAGGUGACGGGGGUAAUCUACAUCAACCAAAGGAUAUAUGUGUCCGGCUGGAGCAAAAGGGUCAUGUGGUACUUGUGA